AUGGAGGCAACCUCUUCCGCCGAGGCGGCCUUCCAGCGGGAGUGGGCUACCCUAGAGAGUGAACGCCAGCGCCUUUCCCACUGGCACACCCGCCUGGAAGCGCACACGAAGGCUGAAGCCUCCCAGGCUGCAGAAACUCGGUCCAAGCUCAAGGCCGACCAGGAGGCUUACAGAGCCAACCUUCGGAAGGUGUUCGACCGGGAGCUUGCAGUCUCGAGCCGGGAGAAAACCCUGGCACAGUGGGAAGAGACUUUUGCCCUGGAGGUUGUCAGCUUCGCAGCUCAGCGGUCCAAUCUUGAGACUCGCCUCAUGGCCCAGCGGUCCGAGCUUGAGGCCCGCAGCCAGGGUCUCGAGACCUGCAAGCAGGAGCUGGACGAGCUCUUUGGGACCCUGGCUGGAUGGCGGAAGCAGCUGGAGGAGAAGGCCAGCCAGCUGGCUGUUGCCGAGUUGGAGCUGGAGGAGGACAGGAAGUCCCUUGAUAGGCGGGAAUCCUACGCCUCCAAUAUGGAGAAGCAACUUGAGAAACAGCGCGACUCCCUCAAGGGGCUGAAGGAGUCGGCGGAGAAGAGGAAUGCCGAGCUCGAGGAGAGGUCCCACGAGGUGGAGGCGACCAAGGCGGCUCUGGACACCCGGAAUCGAUCCGUGAUGUCUGGGUCAAAGCGAAUGCUCCGAUCCCCCUGGGAGAUAGACUCAGUUGUUUUGAUACUAUCUACCACCGAGAUUGGACCUCGAUCUGCAUGA
This is a messenger RNA of Panicum virgatum (switchgrass), 741 nucleotides long. Its product is annotated as caldesmon-like. The coding region runs from base 1 to 741 and encodes 246 amino acids. The record is from RefSeq and is a predicted model, not a curated record. Lineage: Eukaryota; Viridiplantae; Streptophyta; Magnoliopsida; Poales; Poaceae. The transcript is spliced from 2 exons.